AUAAUUCUUAAUUUACUAAACAGUGCCUCUUCCUUCUCUUCGGACGGAGCUCCCGCGCUCAACGCUCAACACUCAACAAUAUUCUCCAAAUUCCACCUCACUUCAAAACUCCUCUCUCUCCGAUUCCGAUUCUGCGAAACCUUUUCCAUUCCUACAAAUGAGUGCAGGUGGCGCAUUUGGUGGCAAUAGAGGGCUCCGUCCAGUGCCUCCUGAAAAGGGUAUUUUCCCAUUAGACCACAUGCAUUUAUGUGACCUGGAGAAGAAAGAAUAUUUGGGUUGUCUGAAAACUGCGGGUCACCAGUCUGAAAAAUGCAGGGAUUUCUCGAAAAAGUACUUGCAGUGCCGAAUGGAAAAGAACCUAAUGGCUAAGCAGGACUUGGCAGAACUUGGUUUUAAGGAAAGAAAUGGAGAAACUCCUGAAGGGAAACCCACUGAGAGGAUUGAUAAUUGAAAGACCAAUGAACCCAAAGAUUUAACAAUGUAUAUUACUUUUGGGAUAAGUUUGGCAAUGCCAUUUCUUUAGUUUGUCAUUCGAUUCCUCUCGUGAAAAUUUUACAAAACCAUGUCAUGCUCCAAUUUUCACCUUUGAUAGAUGGAGUCAAGUAUGGGACCGAUAAAAGUAUCUAGUUAAGUGGUAAAAACUAACACAUGAUAAGGUCUUGUAAAAUUUUCACACGAGAGGAUAAACCUGUAAGUUAGCAAUGGUAUACACGAGAGUGUGGCUGGGAACAAAA
Arachis ipaensis is the source of this 734-nucleotide messenger RNA. RefSeq lists its product as uncharacterized. The record is from RefSeq and is a predicted model, not a curated record. Lineage: Eukaryota; Viridiplantae; Streptophyta; Magnoliopsida; Fabales; Fabaceae.